CUGAGAAGAUCAAAAAGAAGAAAAGUCGCUGUCCUGGAUGGAUGGAGAGGAGAAAGAAUCAAGUACAGAUGGACCCCGGAAGGUUUUGAGAACGAUGGCAUCAUAUCCCCGAAAGGUCAGCAGAAUGCAAAAAUUGAAAGAACGACUAAAAAACGUCGAAGGAUCAAAACCAGACAAAUUGUCGCAGAGGAAGAGGAGGAGGAAAGAAAACAUUUUGAAACGGAAUCAGAUUGCGCUGUUGAUGAUGAAGGAAACUCGCCCAUUGUUGAAGUCUUUGAUUUGCAGUUGGAGAAUCACAUCCCACUGGAAUGCAUCCUAAAGUAUUACAAAUCCGCGCUAUUAAACAUCCAAACGAAGGAACCUGCCAAAGAAAGCGACCCAAUUGUGAUGACGAAGGGCCUGACAACGAACCUUUUCUUUGCCGGUAUAAUGGAAAUUAAAGGUUUAGAAGAGAAAAUGCCACAAAAGAUUUCAGCAAGUUUGUUGCUGUUCAAUGUGUCGAGAGGAAAGUUGGAGGUCAUUCUCAGUGGCCAGACUAGGUUCAUAAAAACAGGCGACUCCUUCUACGUACCACCCGGUAAUACUUAUGGGUUGAGGAAUCUUCGAAAUUAUACUGCCAAGCUUUUUUACGUGAACAUCAAGAAAUUUUCGUUUUGA
Molecule: messenger RNA, 657 nt
Organism: Helobdella robusta
Lineage: Eukaryota; Metazoa; Annelida; Clitellata; Rhynchobdellida; Glossiphoniidae
Exons: 1
Biological process (GO): spindle attachment to meiosis I kinetochore; kinetochore assembly; attachment of mitotic spindle microtubules to kinetochore
Cellular component (GO): kinetochore
Molecular function (GO): centromeric DNA binding
Source: RefSeq, a predicted model, not a curated record